Messenger RNA from Priceomyces carsonii, 1014 nucleotides. RefSeq lists its product as uncharacterized. The transcript has a single exon. The record is from RefSeq and is a predicted model, not a curated record. Bases 1 to 1014 code for a protein of 337 amino acids. Gene Ontology annotation, cellular component: cytoplasm. Lineage: Eukaryota; Fungi; Ascomycota; Pichiomycetes; Serinales; Debaryomycetaceae.
AUGAAAGUUUUGAGUGACAAAAGCAUUGAGCAAUAUCUCAAAAGCUUGAACUAUGAAGGUUUGAAAGAUUUUCAAGUGGUAUUACAUACAGCAUUGUUGGAAUAUAAGGAUGAUGAGUCUAUCAUUCCUCCGAGAAUUGUGACCAAACGCGGCAAAGCUACUCAUAUUUUUAUGCCUCUGGUAGGGUCACAGGUAGGUAUUAAGACUCUAACUGGAACGACCAAUGGAUUCAAAGGAGCUGUAACAAUACUUGACGAUAUCGGAAAUAUUAGAGGAAUCUUAAACGCAACGGUCUUGACUGCAUUUAGAACUGCAUUGUGUUCAACGUUGCCUUUAUCUCGUGUGUUCCAUUCUAGCGGCGAUCGAAACUUGAAAGGUACCAAAAUAUUGGUCUUUGGGGUGGGGUUACAAGCCUACUGGCACAUAAGGUUGACAUUAACAAUGUAUCCUGAUCAAUUUGUCGAGGUUGUUGUUUGCAAUAGAACAUUAUCGAAGGCAGAGACUUUUUGUGAGAAUCUAUCGAAAGAAUUCCCCGAUAUUAAAUUCAAUAGUCUUGCUUUAGAUGAUGAAGUCGCAAUUGAAGCCGCGUGCUUGAAUAUUUCCAUUAUUUAUGGGUGUUUGCCUUCGACUAAUCCGGUGAUCUUGAAGCGUUACGUGGAUAACUGUCAGAAUGGCUCUCUAUACAUUUCAGUCAUAGGAAGCUAUCAGCCCCAGAUGACUGAGGUUGACGGCCUGGUUAUAAAAGAAAUUUUGCAAGGUGGAGGACGCAUUAUCGUGGAUUCGAAAGAACAUGCUUCACACGAAGCCGGAGAGCUCAUCCAAAAUAUGGUUCCGAUUGGAAAAUUAGUUGAAGUGAGUGAAUAUACAUCUAGCGAGGAUAUAUCUGUAUACAAAGGGAGCUCCAAAAUUGUUCUUUGUAAACUUGUUGGCUUAAGUAUUAUGGACGUUGCUAUAGGUUCAAAACUAAUCGAUGACGCUGAGAAAAGGAACGAUGGAAUUUCUGUGGAUAUAUAG